This is a messenger RNA of Osmia bicornis bicornis, 825 nucleotides long. Its product is annotated as glutaredoxin-C4-like. Gene Ontology annotation, biological process: cellular response to oxidative stress. NCBI's taxonomy places the organism in Eukaryota, Metazoa, Arthropoda, Insecta, Hymenoptera, Megachilidae. Gene Ontology annotation, cellular component: cytoplasm. The coding region runs from base 430 to 726 and encodes 98 amino acids. Gene Ontology annotation, molecular function: glutathione disulfide oxidoreductase activity. The transcript is spliced from 4 exons. The record is from RefSeq and is a predicted model, not a curated record.
CUCUUCUCUUCUCUUUUCUUCUGUUAUAUCGCCUGAAACUGAUACAUAACAGUCUACACUCUAUCCGCUAGGUUGUACCACUUGCGCUGCUACGCCAAUAAUGUUUGCGAGGCAAUAUAAGGGAAUUUUUCCCCUGAAACGCCAUCUUGGGCUUUGCCCAAGGAAACUAAAAUGUAACAACAGGAAUGGUGGAAGUACUUUCCCCCACCUCAUGAUUUUCCCUAGGGACGUUUUCAGCAGUGUAGUUUGCGAAAGUAGAAUGGUGAAAACGGACGACGUGGUUUGAAACUGAUUGAUUUCAUGAUAAUUGAUAAAGCCAGGAAAUUAAUUUUAUGAGUGCCAGUGGCAACAGUGUCAAACAGUCUACUGCAGUGUACAUAGAGAAAUCUCAUAAGAUAGACCGAGAGACAGCGCGCACAGAACACAACUAUGUCGAUAUCAAAAGAGCAAGUGGAACAGCUAAUCGCUUCAGAUGCAGUGGUAAUAUUCUCUAAAACACAAUGUCCGUAUUGUAAAAUGGCCAAACAGGUGUUUGAUAACAUGCAGAAGAAAUAUACUGCCAUCGAGUUGGACGAAAGAGAGGAUGGGGAUGAAAUUCAAAGCAUAUUGGGUGACAUGACGGGUGCUAGAACAGUUCCUAGAGUGUUUGUCAAAGGAGUAUGUUUGGGAGGUGGCACAGAUAUAAAGAGAUUAUAUGAGAGCGGAGAGCUGCAAAAGAAACUUUAAUUCUUUACUCCUACACAUAUUUUACAUCGUAAGAGUAAUUUGUAUGCCCAGGCUUUUUCUUUAAAUUAAUAAAGAUGGUUGUUUGUACAAUAAGGAAAA